Messenger RNA from Mus musculus (house mouse), 2409 nucleotides. It is a transcript of the gene Pramel4, whose product is annotated as PRAME like 4. The transcript is spliced from 4 exons. The record is from RefSeq and is marked validated. The coding region runs from base 127 to 1629 and encodes 500 amino acids. Lineage: Eukaryota; Metazoa; Chordata; Mammalia; Rodentia; Muridae.
CAGUCUUUUGCCUGCUUGCCCUGUGGGACUGAGCGACUGUUAGAUCCUUGGACUUCCAUUCACAGCUACUACUGGGACAUCGUUGUGAAUUGGACUGCAGACUCAUCAGCCUACCUGAAAGCUACAAUGAGCUUCAAGGACCCACCAACACUCCAGCAGCUGGCAAGAAGAAGCCUGCUAAAAGAUGAAGCCUUGACUAUCUCUGCUCUGCCGAACCUGCCUGUGCAACUCUUCCCACCACUCUUCAAGGAUGCAUUCACCAGCAGACAACGUAAGAUCCUGAGCCUGAUGGUGGCAACAUGGCCCUUCCCAGUCCUUCCUGUGGGAGCUCUGUGUGGGAUUGAUCACCUGGAGACCCUGAAAGCUGUACUAGAUGGCCUUGAUUUGCUGAUGUCACAAAAGGAUCGACCUAGCAGGUGGAACCUACAAGUGCUUGAUUUGCGAGAUGCCCACCAGGACUUCUGGGAUGGUUGGGCUGGACUACUUCAUGAAGUCUGCUCUCAAGAUGUCUUUGGCAAGAACCAACCAGUGGGAAAUCAUCCCAUCCCAGGGGGGAAACAGACCAUAAGUAUAAAAAUGAAUCUUUCCCUCAAGUACUGCCGACGACACUCUCAUUGUGAAAACCUAAACUAUUUGUAUUAUUGGGCCAAGCAGAGAAAAGAUGUGAUACAGGUGAUCUUUGAGAAGCUGGAGUUUACAGGCAAGCACUGUCUCCGACUGAAGUUGUGGCGGUUGUUGAAGUUGUCUUUUGUAGCCUCAAUCCAGGAAUUGACAAUAAAGUCCAUACACUGGGAUAUAUAUAACCUUGCAUUGAUAGCCUCUUGCCUGGGCCAGAUGAAAAACCUCCAGAAACUCAUUCUCAUGAACAUCAGGAGACCUUCUUCCCUUACGGACCUACAGGAAGCCCGUAUUAUUACAGAGAUCUUUUCCGAGUUCUCCAAACUGCAUAAGCUCCAGCAUCUCUAUGUGAAUGAUGUCUACUUCCUGAAAGAACGCCUGGACCUAAUGCUCAGGUGUUUUGAGCGUCCAUUAGAGACCCUUACUAUCACUUAUUGCAAGCUUUCAGAAUCAGACAUGAGGUAUCUGUCCCAGUGUCCAAGCAUCCAUCAGCUCAAAUACCUGGACAUGAGUUACACCACAUUCAAGCCUUCAAGUCAUCGAUUUCUAGGAUUUCUCGGAAGCCUACUAGAAAGACUGACAGCUACUCUGCAGACAUUAAAAUUGGAGUGCUUUCACCUCACGGACUCCCGAAUCCGUGACCUUCUGCCUGGGCUGAGCCAGUGUUCCCAGCUCACUGAAGUCGAUUUUGUGGAGAACAAAUUUUCCAUGGUCAGCCUGAAAACGCUGCUGCAACAUACUGCCAACCUCACACAGCUGACCCUGGAGAAGUACCCUGCACCUGAUGAAGUCUAUGAUGACAGUCUUUGUGUUAUUCCAGACAGAUUUGUACAACUUUGUUCUGAGCUUAUGAACACACUCAAGGGUGUAAGGCAGCCAAAGCAGGUCUAUUUUGAGAGUACAAUAUAUUCACCUAAUUUUGAAUACCUCGUGUAUAAUUUGGAGGGCAUGGUAUCUUCUGAGCCUUUAAGAAGGAGAGGUCGUGGGAUGGUGAUAUAUAUCAGUGGGUAGGAACACCCGACUGCUCUUCCGAAGGUUAGAAGUUCAAAUCCCAGCACCCACAUGGUGGCUCACAACCAUCCAUAGCAAGAUCUGACUCCCUCUUCUGGAUUGUCUGAAGACAGCUACAGUGUACUUACAUAUAAUAAAUAAAUGAAUCUUUAAAAAGGAAAAAAAAAUUAAAAAAAAAAGGAGAGGUCAUUGCUGGGCUCUGAUAAAUGGAGGGCAGGUCUCAAGAGAUUCAUUAGAGUUAUAGAACAUAUGUAUUCAAGCAUUUUGGAAUGUACUUUUGGAAAGAUAAUUAUUUCAUUUUCUUUGAAUGUCAGUCAAAUUCUUCUGAUUUGAGGUAGUUGUGUUGAGAUGGAAAACCAUGACCUUAUUUUCAGCCUAAUGUCUACAGUACAGACACACCCUUUAACAGCAAUUGUAUCUGAAAAUUGUAGGGCUGCAUUCCAGCACUGUCUGAGUAUGAGGGACACUAGAAGUAGGGAAGGGGAUAAAGAGUGAGGACAUUAUAAAGAUCAUAAUGGACUUGAAUAGGAGGUCUCUGUUUCAUUCUCCCUGCAGAUGGCAUCCACCUUUUGGCUCUCCCCUUACUGUUCUAGAGUAUAUGGAUAUAUUUUUAUGAAGUAUAAAUCUGACUAAACUUGGAGUACUUUUGUAUUAGACUGUUAUCACUAUUAAGCUGUAUCUCUUUCUUGGGGAGGUCCAGUAGCCUGCUAUUAUCUUCUACCACCACUGUUACCAUUAUAAUUUCUCAUAGGUUCUAAUAAAUCUGUUUUGAAUAAGCAA